AUGGUAAAGACUAAAUUUAGUGUUGGUGGUAUGAAAGAAAUUAGGACCAUAGGCCGCCAUGUCAUUACCGGUCGGUGGUUCAUGGUGUUCGCUUCUCUUCUCAUCAUGUCUGUCUCUGGAGCCACCUAUAUGUUCGGUUCAUACUCCGGUGACGUAAAAUCUUCCCUCGGAUAUGACCAAACCACCCUCAACCUGCUUAGCACCUUCAAGGACUUGGGUACCAACGUCGGGGUCAUAUCAGGUCUAAUCAACGAAAUCUCCCCUCCAUGGGUAGUGCUCCUCAUUGGCGCCACCAUGAACUUCUCCGGCUACUUCAUGAUAUGGCUCGCCGUCACCGGAAAAAUUAGAAAACCGAGCCUCUGGCAAAUGUGUUUGUACAUUUGCAUCGGUGCAAAUUCGCAGACUUUUGCUAACACAGGAGCAUUGGUUACUUGUGUCAAAAACUUUCCUGAAAGUAGAGGUGUUGUAUUGGGGCUUUUGAAGGGUUAUGUGGGUUUAAGUGGUGCGAUUAUUACACAGUUGUAUCAUGCGAUUUAUGGGCUUGAUUCAAGGUCUUUAAUCUUGUUCAUCGGAUGGCUUCCAGCCGCCGUUUCCAUGGUGUUUCUUCGAACAGUUCGGAUUAUGAAGAUUGUUCGUCAAACGAAUGAACUCAGAAUGUUUUACAAGUUUCUUUAUAUAUCACUUGGGCUUGCAGGGUUUCUUAUGGUUAUUAUUAUAAUCCAAAAUAGUUUCAAGUUUUCUAAGCCUGAGUUUAUCGGAAGUGCUUCCGUCGUCGUGAUUCUGCUUUUUGCACCAUUUUUAGUUGUGUUUAAAGAAGAGCUAAACCUAUGGAAAGCUAACCAAGAAGUGGUUAACAGCAUCAAGAUUUCUCCGGUCAAAAUAGUCACGGAGGCUCCGAACACAAACCAGCUUCCACCACCGUCGGAAAAGGAGGUUUCUUGCUGGAGGACUGUGUUUACGCCGCCGAGGAGAGGUGAUGACUUCACCAUACUACAAGCACUUUUCAGCAUUGACAUGUUGAUUCUCUUCACCACCACCACCUUUGGCAUAGGCGGAACCCUAACCGCAAUCGACAACCUUGGCCAAAUUGGGAGGUCAUUAGGCUACCCAACCACCAGCAUCACCACCUUCGUUUCACUCGUGAGUAUCUGGAACUAUCUGGGUCGGGUCAGUUCGGGUUUUCUCUCAGAAAUCUUGCGAACCAGAUACAAAUUCCCACGUCCAUUGAUGCUCACUUUGGUGCUUUUUCUCUCAUGCGUGGGCCAUCUUUUAAUCGCCUUCGGUGUACCCAAUUCCCUCUACAUUUCUUCAGUCAUAAUGGGUUUUUCCUUCGGAGCACAAUGGCCGUUGAUUUUUGCGAUCAUAUCUGAACUAUUCGGAUUAAAAUACUAUUCCACUUUGUACAAUCUUGGUGCCGGAGCAAGUCCGGUCGGAUCAUAUAUCCUCAACGUGGUGGUCGCCGGUCGUCUUUAUGAUAAAGAAGCUACACGUCAAUUGAAAGCACAGGGAAUAGUCAGAAAACACGGGGAAGAUCUGGUUUGUAAUGGCAUCGAAUGUUAUAAAAUGUCUUUUCUGAUUAUCACUGCAACAACACUGUUCGGAUGUUUGAUUUCACUUGUUUUAGUGAUUCGUACAAAAAAGUUCUACCGCAGUGAUAUCUACAAGAAGUUUCGUGAGGCCACAGAAGUGUCGGAGAUGGUGGUGCCGCCUUCAACCACCCCACCACCACCACCGGAAAGUAACAUGAUGGAGGAAGAUAAUAAAUAA
This is a messenger RNA of Lactuca virosa, 1767 nucleotides long. NCBI's taxonomy places the organism in Eukaryota, Viridiplantae, Streptophyta, Magnoliopsida, Asterales, Asteraceae. The record is from the annotation of a GenBank genome assembly.